CUGGGGGCCACCCUCCCCGUGCUCCAUCUGUCCAGCGGGCUCACUGUGGCGGCUGUGGAGUGAAGGGGGUUCCGGGCAGAGGGGCCGGUAAUGGCUGAGGUGAGAGGCGGGGGCCAGUCGAUUCGUGUACACGGGGCGCCCCCCAGGUCAGGCCCACAGCAGGGCCUCAGCAAGUGCAAGUCGCCUCUCAGGCGAGACGCCUUUUCUGCAGCCCUCCUCCCGCCCAACUCCGGAUCCCAGGCUUCUCAGACGUCUCCAUGACAACCAGGGCCUUGCAGGAGCUGGAUGGGGGCCUGGGCAGCUGCCAAGCAGGCCAGGACCUCUCCACGCUGGCUGACCCCUGCCCUGACCAGCCCCUGGAGGACAGAGCUCGAGCAACACCGAGGCUGGCCGACUCUAGCAGCUGGUCCCAUGAUUCUCAAGAGCCGGCAGCAGAGGGCAGCCCCACAGGCAAUAUGGAUGCCAGGCCCAAGAAGACAGAAAAAGAGCCUGUGACCAAAGUGGCCCUAGGAGCUGGGAAAGAGAGGCUGAAAGCUGGAGCAACUCCCCGGAGCCCCGCCCGCAAGAAGGCGCAGGCCGCCCCUCCCCCGCAGCGGCCACCGCCGCCCCCGACCCCGGCCCUGAGCGAGGAGCUGCCCUGGGGAGACCUGUCACUCAACAAGUGCCUGGUGCUCGCCUCACUCCUGGCGAUGCUGGGUUCGGCCUUCCAGCUGUGUCGCGAUGCUGUGGCGGGGGAGGCAGGUACCCCUGCACCUGUCCCCGAGCCGUGGGUACCGCCCAGGUCGGCACCGGAGCCAGCGUCGCCCCGGCCCCCGCCCCCGCCGAAGCCCGAGGCCUGGGUCCCCCCAUCGGGACCGCCCGCGCCCCAGGUGGAGGCGGAGGAGAAGGCCGAGGUUCCUGGGAGCCGUGAGGCUGCAGACAAGGCUGCUGGGGAAGAGCGCGCGCCCAAGGAGACGCCUCGGAAGGAGGAGAGGCCUCGGAGGGAGAGGCCGCCGAAGGAGCAGAGGCCGCCGAAGGAGAGGCCGCGGAGGGAGGAGAGGGCUCGGAAGCAGGAGAAGCCACGGGCCGCCAGGGAGCCCAGAGCAGCCCUACCGCGGCGCUGGGAGGCAGGCGAAGGGGGCCGUCGGCCUUGGACGCAGGACUCUGGAGACCCCGGGCGCAGGAAGAGGCAGGCCUGGGGCUCCCCGCGGCGCCCGGACGGGGACCGGCCUCCGGGCCGCCAGAAGCAGCGGGCUGGCAAGGGGCGGGACUGAGCCAGGCCUCGGUACUGUGACACACAGUCCCGGGACCCCCGCUCGGUGGCCCCCGCGGUUCAGUGAAAUAAAUUGAGUGCUGCAGCCC
This is a messenger RNA of Leopardus geoffroyi (Geoffroy's cat), 1341 nucleotides long. It is a transcript of the gene JSRP1, whose product is annotated as junctional sarcoplasmic reticulum protein 1. The transcript is spliced from 7 exons. The record is from RefSeq and is a predicted model, not a curated record. Gene Ontology annotation, cellular component: sarcoplasmic reticulum. Bases 258 to 1253 code for a protein of 331 amino acids. Gene Ontology annotation, biological process: skeletal muscle contraction; regulation of ryanodine-sensitive calcium-release channel activity. Lineage: Eukaryota; Metazoa; Chordata; Mammalia; Carnivora; Felidae.